ACAGCCUUCAUCAGUUAAGUACGACAGCUCAACUCGGUCCGUUCUGUGAGCGCUUAAGAAGGUGUUCUAAAAAUACAAUAAUAUAUACCAGCUCUAUAUUGGUGUGGUUUCAUCCCGCGGCGUGCAGUGAUAAUAUAUAAUAUACACACCGACCACCUAGUCGUUUUUUUAUCCAGUGCCAAACAUCAUGUCGAGUUUAUCCAAGACUUCCAAGUCUUACGUUUACCGGUCGUCCGGAGGAGGCGGAAACGCCGACAUAAACAUUGACUACAGCCACGACCUGAGCGCUUUGUCGCGGCUCGAAGAUAAGAUCAGACUUCUCCAAGAAGAUUUAGAAUCAGAACGCGAACUCCGACAACGCAUCGAAAGAGAAAAAUCCGAUCUCAGUGUGCAAUUAAUAUCGCUGUCCGAACGUUUGGAAGAAGCCGAGGGUGGAGCCGAAAGCCAAUUUGAAAUCAACAAAAAACGCGAUACCGAGCUGACUAAACUGCGCAGAUUAUUGGAAGAUGUCAACAUCGAAUCCGAAGAAACAGCGCAUCUGUUGCGCAAGAAACACCAAGAAGUCGUCGCCGAUUUCCAAGAGCAACUCGAUCAAUUGGCCAAGUCGAAAGCCAGAGUGGAAAAAGAAAAGGGCAAAUUCCAACAAGAAGUAUACGAGCUGUUAUCCCAGAUCGAAAACGCCAACAAGGAAAAAUUAACCUCGGUCAAAACAAUCGAAAGACUCGAGAUCACCAUUCACGAGCUUCACAUUCGCAUUGAAGAAAUCACAAGAACCAUCACUGACAUUACAUCCAUCAAAACCCGUCUGUCCUCGGAAAACAUUGAGUUGAUCAAAGAAGUGCAAGAUUUAAAAGUGUCCAUUGAAAACACUACUUAUCUGAAAUCGCAAAUCGCCGGCCAACUGGAAGACGCUCGCAGGAGACUGGAAGACGACGAAAGAAGGCGUUCACUUUUGGAAGCUAACUUACACUCUGUGGAAGUUGAAUUGGAAUCCGUACGCGUUCAACUGGAAGAAGAAUCUGAAGCCCGUUUGGAUCUCGAGAGACAAUUGAUCAAGGCCAAUGGCGAUGCUCAAGCGUGGAAAUCCAAGUACGACGCCGAAUCAGCUGCCAGGGCUGAAGAAGUCGAAGAACUUAGACGCAAGUACUCUGCCCGUAUCCAAGAACAAGAGGAGCACAUCGAAACCCUUUUGGUCAAAGUCAACAAUCUGGAAAAACAAAAGUCUAGGCUUCAAAGUGAAGUGGAAGUUUUGAUCAUCGAUUUAGAAAAGGCUAACAACACGGCCAGAGAUUUGCAAAAGCGUUGCGAACAUUUGGAGAAAAUCAACAUUGACUUGAAGAGCCGACUGGACGAGACCACACAGUUGUUCGAACAAGCACAGAGAGACUUGAGAAACAAGCAGAACGAAAUUCAACGAUUGACCCACGAAUUGGACAAGACCAGAGAACAAAAAGACCAACUCACGCGCGAAAACAAGAAACUGGCCGACGACUUGCACGACGCCAAGAACACCAUUUCCGAGUACAACAGACGGUUACACGAACUGGAAUUGGAACUCAGACGGUUGGAGAACGAGCGCGAUGAACUUAGCGCCGCAUACAAAGAAGCUGAAGCAGGAAGAAAAGCCGAGGAAGGAAGAGCUUUCCGUUUGUCGGCUGAACUUACACAAUUCAGACACGAGGCUGAAAAACGUCUGGCAGAAAAGGACGAAGAAAUCGAAUCAAUCCGCAAACAGACGAGCAUUGAAAUCGAACAGUUGAACGCCCGCGUCGUGGAGGCCGAGACCAAGCUGAAGACCGAAGUGACCAGAAUCAAGAAGAAGAUGCAAAUCCAGAUCACCGAAUUGGAAAUGUCUCUGGACGUGGCCAACAAGAACAACAUUGAGCUGCAAAAGACAAUCAAAAAGCAAUCGCUACAUUUGACGGAAUUGCAAGCUCAUUACGACGAAGGACAAAGACAGCUGGCCGUGACGUUGGAUCAGUUGGCCAUUGCUCAUCGCAAAUUGCAAUCCAUGACCGGCGAAUUGGAAGAACUCCGAGGCAACUACGACUCUGCGUUGCGCAACAAACGGGCCGUCGAACAAAUGUACGAAGAAUCGCAGAGCCGCGUCAACGAGCUGACCACCAUCAACGUGAACCUGUCGGCGUCCAGGGCAAAGAUUGAACAGGAAUUGCACCAAUUGGCCGGUGACUUCGAGGAAGCAUCCAAAGAACUGAGAAUAUCGGACGAACGCUACCAGCGCGUGCAAAUCGAGCUGAAACACACGGUGGAGGUGUUGCACGAAGAACAAGAGCGAGUGAUCAAGAUCGAGACGAUCAAGAAGUCACUGGAGAUCGAAGUCAAGAAUCUGUCGGUCCGCCUCGAAGAGGUCGAAGCCAACGCCAUUGUCGGUGGCAAACGCAUCAUCAGCAAACUGGAAGCCAGGAUCCGCGAUUUAGAAUUGGAAAUCGACGAGGAGAAACGUCGCCAUGCGGAAAGCGUGAAAAUCCUGCGCAAGAAGGAACGUUCGCUGAAGGAGAUUGUCAUCCAGAGCGAAGAAGAUCACAAGAACGUGCAAAUAUUGCAAGACCAUUUGGAAAAACUCAACCAGAAGGUGAACAUCUACAAGAGGCAACUACAAGAACAAGAAGGCAUGAGCACCCAGAGCGUGACACGGGUAAGGCGAUUCCAGAGGGAAUUGGAAGCGGCCGAAGACAGGGCUGACACUGCCGAAAGCAAUCUGUCGUUGAUCAGAGCCAAGCACAGGAGCUUCGUGACCACUACCUCUCAUCCGGGCUCUCAGGUGUACGUGGUCCAGGAGUCUAGAACUUCGACAUCAGAAAAUUAUUAAUAUUGAUCAUAUAUUAUUUAAUAACACACAAAACUUAUCUGUUUUUAUUAAUGUAAAAGUUUAUUUAUUUUUUUUUUUUUAAAUAAUAAUAAUUGACAGAAAUAGGCUACCUACAUCUUAUCUUAUUCCACCAGAAAAAAAAAUUAAAAGUUUAUAUAGCUUUCGCCGCUCUCGCAGAAAAAUAUUAUUAUAAAACGCGUUGGCACAUAUUAUUAUAAUAUUGUUGUUCGUUUAUAAUAAUAUGAUAUAUGUUCAUUUAUUUAAUAUAUAUAUGUAUUAACACCCAUCGCGGGGUAUUAAAUAAGUACACACAUAGCUGUAAACGCAGUAUACAUUUUUAAUUAAAAUAAUUAUAAAAUGUAAUCUUAGACGACUUAAGAAGAAACAAUGUUUUAAAGAAAAAAAAAAUAA
Adelges cooleyi (spruce gall adelgid) is the source of this 3241-nucleotide messenger RNA. It is a transcript of the gene Prm, whose product is annotated as paramyosin, long form. Gene Ontology annotation, cellular component: cytoplasm; myosin complex; cytoskeleton. Gene Ontology annotation, biological process: peptidyl-threonine phosphorylation; actomyosin structure organization. The record is from RefSeq and is a predicted model, not a curated record. Bases 188 to 2830 code for a protein of 880 amino acids. The transcript has 18 exons. NCBI's taxonomy places the organism in Eukaryota, Metazoa, Arthropoda, Insecta, Hemiptera, Adelgidae. Gene Ontology annotation, molecular function: protein serine/threonine kinase activity.